Molecule: messenger RNA, 1717 nt
Organism: Anguilla rostrata (American eel)
Lineage: Eukaryota; Metazoa; Chordata; Actinopteri; Anguilliformes; Anguillidae
Gene: tex261
Product: testis expressed 261
Exons: 6
Coding region: 147-737 (196 amino acids)
Biological process (GO): endoplasmic reticulum to Golgi vesicle-mediated transport
Cellular component (GO): Golgi membrane; endoplasmic reticulum membrane; COPII-coated ER to Golgi transport vesicle
Molecular function (GO): COPII receptor activity
Source: RefSeq, a predicted model, not a curated record
UGUUUCUUGCUGCAGCAUUCGCUUUACUUUUCUUUCCACUUCGUCUAAAGAAUAGAGUGGGAGGAAGUUUGACCAAAAUAUUACUGAAGCGUUGCAAAAUAUUGGCUGAAUUGUAUAUUCAUAAUCGGUUUUAUUUAAGAAAAGCGAUGUGGUUUAUUUAUCUACUCAGCUGGCUGUCUCUGGUGAUUCAGAUCUCCUUUGUGACUCUCGCAAUCGCUGCAGGUCUUUAUUAUCUGGCUGAAUUAAUAGAGGAAUACACAGUUGCGACUAGUCGAAUUAUAAAGUAUAUGAUAUUGUUUUCCACAGUGGUGCUGGUGUGUCUGUAUGUGUUUGAGGGUUUCCCAGUUCUGAUGGUGGCCGUUGGCCUCUUCACAAACCUGGUUUACUUCGGACUGCUGCAGAGCUUCCCCUACAUCCUGCUGACCUCACCCAACUUCAUCUUGUCCUGCGCGCUUGUGGUGGUAAACCACUACAUGGCAUUCCAGUACUUUGCAGAAGAGUAUUAUCCCUUCUCUGAGGUUCUGGCAUAUUUCACCAUCUGCCUGUGGAUCAUCCCCUUUUCAUUUUUUGUGUCCCUCUCUGCUGGCGAGAAUGUUCUCCCAUCCACCAUGCAGCAAGGAGAUGAUGUGGUAUCAAACUACUUCACCAAAGGGAAAAGGGGCAAGCGCUCUGGGAUUCUGAAUGUGUUCUCCUUCCUGAAAGAGGCGGUGCUUCCAAGCCGACAGAAGAUGUACUGAGGGGUUGGGCCAGUGGAAAGGGGGCGGGGCAAGGGAAGGGGACUGAAAACAAGCAUCGCCUGAAAAUAUGGGGCUGUGCAUGGGGUUGGGGCAGGCCAAAUAGCAGCCAGAUGUGUGGUACAUUGCUCAACAGUGUGUCCUGAGGGGCAGAAACCCCAGAUCAAAGCCCCGCCCAUAAGCCCCGCCUUCACCCAUGUAAGAUCUUUGUCUUUAUUGUGUUUGAUUUUGUAGUAAAUCUGAGUGAACCAUGUCCGAGUGACAUGACAAAAUGUACAGACCAGGGACCUGUGUUUACAGCUGCCGCUCACACCUGGGACUCUGCGUGUGUGUGUGUGCGCGCGCCCAUGUGCAUGUGUGCACAAUGUGUGUGUGUAUGUGUGUGCGCGUGCAUGCAAUGAGUGUGUGUGUGUGUGUGACUGUGUGCACGUAUGUGCAAUGAGUGUCUCUCUAUCUUUGUACUGCGACUGUGUGUUUCUGUGCGCAAAGUGUAUGUGUGUGUCUGUGUGUGUGAGUGUGUAUGUGUCUGCAAUGAGUGAGUGUGUGUGGCUGUGUAACGACUGUGUGUUGGAGUGUGUCAGUGUGUGUUGUCUGAGUGCAUUCGGUCAUGCCUGCAUCUCUGUGUAUGCAGACGUGUGUGCCUGUGCAUUUGUCUCUUAAGUUUGCGUUUGUGUUUGUCUUAAGUAUGUGUGUAUGUGUACAUCUGUGGCUGUGUGCCUUGUGUGUGCACACGUAUGUGUGUAUAUUUGUGUGUGCACAUAUAUGUGUGUAUAUAUGUGUGUGCACAAGUCCAUGUGUCUGCGUGUAUAAGAUGUUUAUGCGCUAAUUGACAUACAUGAUUAUGCUUUGAUCAUGAAAUGUGUGAAUCUGCCUGCCACUAUGUGAUUUGGAGGGGACGUGGAAUCACAGACAGUAACACUUUUUAUAUCAUGUUUUGGAUGUCUGAUUGAAUUUGAAUAAAUACCGUAAUGUCUAAUGUACAA